UGGCCUUUUCUGGAAAAAUACUGGAGUGGACGCGACCUGUCCGGUUCCUCCGGGUGUAAAGGGUUUGAAAAAUGAUCCGAAGAUGGAGGGUGGAGCUGUAGGUGAUUAGAGACGGAAUACGUUUAGAAAGAAGCUCCUAAAAUGAGCAGCGAUCAGUAAGUUUACUUCUUUACUUUAGCUAGCUUGUGCUAGCUAGCUAGCUAACGUUAGAAGAGUUUUGUAGAUCCGUUGGUUCUGAUCGCACUGCUCUGUAAAUGGAGUGGAUUCGUCGAGAUUUGUCAGAAAAUCAGCAACGUAAUGAUGGGAAACAUGGUCUGGGGUCGGGGCUCGGUGUCGGACCGAAAUGUGUGUCCACGGGUUUGGGUUCGGAUCCGAUUCCGGACGACUGGUGCGACAGCGGCCUGGAUUCACUCAUCAGCACCGAGUUUAUCAGCAUUGACAGUCCGGACCCGGUCCAGAUCACCGCCGAACCGUCUGAUCCUCCAGACCUCUGGGGCUCAGUCCGCUGCGCUGUGACUGUGGACGGAACCGAGACCGAGAGACUGGACUCUGCCAUCGGGGACUCGAUCAACGACGAGACGGUGAAGAGUCUGUCUGAGCGAAUCGGUACCGUGAUCCUGAGCGAACCGACCGGUACAACGACUCGUCCGUCCGGACCGGAGGUCCAGGAUUGGGGCAGAGAUGAGAUCCACAACACGCUCAGCUUUAUAUCAGAGGACGGAGACACGGCGCUGCACCUGGCUCUCAUCCAUGAGCAGUGGCAGUUUUUUCAUCGCCUGCUGGAGCUCAUCACUCACAACCCCAACUGGAAAUCUUACCUGGACAUUCAGAACGACCUAGGACAGACGGCGCUGCACAUAGCCGUGAUUUUGUGCCGCAGUGAGUGUGUGUGUGCGCUGCUGAGAGCCGGUGCGAGUGUGGAGCUGCAGGAGAGAGGAGGAAACACUGCACUGCAUCUGGCUGUGUGUGAGCUGCAGGUCGAGUGUGUGAAGGAACUGACAAGCUCGAGAUGCACCUCACCCCAACACCUCAACAUCUACAACUACGCAGGAGUCAGCGCUCUGCACCUGGCUGUACAGAAGGGGAGGUGUGACAUCAUCAGGAUGCUGCUGGAGGCCGGAGCUGACGUGAACCAGAUGGAUCAGUGUUCGGGGCGCUCGCCGCUGCACUGGGCCGUAGAGUAUCAGAGCUGUUCUGCGGUGGAGCUGAUGCUGCGGUGCGGUGCAAGCGUGGAUCAGCGAUCUUACUCCGGACACACGCCACUCUACUGCGCCCUCUACAGGCCUGACACACGACUACGGGAGCUGCUCCGGAGCGCCGGGGCGUCUGACCCUUACGACGAAGAUGAGGACAAAGAGGAGGAGGAAGAGGAGGAGGAAGAGGAGAGAGAGAGCGAUGAGGAGGAGUUUGAUGAUGUCAUCAUCAACGGACAACGAGUGCUGUAGCUGUUCGAGAUGCAUGCGACCGGGCUGACUAUGGUCAAACGUGUGUGUGUGUGUGUGUGUGUGUGUGUGAAAUUAGCGGUACAGGUAUGACCUCGCUAUGCUGUACAGAUUAAUGCUUAUUUUUGUUAGUUUUCGGAGCAGUACAAUGUACAAUGCUGAAGCUCAGGACUGGUCGAGGAGCCGCUUCAGCGUGUCACUAAAGCUGGGGAUUGUACUGUACGCUGUAGACUGCAGAAACACGGCAGCUUCUGCUUCAACUGCACACGCAUCAGAGGGGUUAUUUUGUUUUAAAGAGCUUAAGAUGAAGCAGUAGCAGCUUCUAGCUUCUUCUUCUUCUCUCUCUCUCUCUCUCUCUCUCUCUCUCUCUCUCUCUCUCUCUCUCUCUCUCUCUCUCACAUCUCCAUCAGCAUGUGCUUGGAUCAGGCACCAAAAAGAAAACCAAAAAAAACCCCAAAAUUCAGGACUUUAGAGAUCAAAAACCAAAACCACAAAAAAAAAAGCUUGAUUUUUAUUUGUCAUCAUCAUCAUCUUCCUCUUCUUCUUCUUCUUCUUUUUCAUUCUUAUUAUUCAUUAUUAAACUAAUGAAUUAUUUUGCGCUGUCAUGUAAAACAAGCGUUAAAUGAAACCACCAGUUACUCAAUAAAAACAUUAUAUGAUUAUAAAACAUUCAAAUGAUCGACAAACCGUUUUUUUGUUGUAAUCGUAAAAAAAAAAAAAUGUAAUCAGGAGUUUAAAUUUAAUUCACUUAAAUUCUACUAUGCAAAAUUUUUUUGUUUGUUUUAAGCACCAGUCCAAAAAAAAAAAAAGAUUUUCAGCAUUUUUUCCAGUUAAAAGCUACAACACGAUGAAAACAGUCGCGUUUAUUAUAAACGAAUAGAUAUCUGUUUGUCCAAACGAUAAAUAACAUGCACAAAAAAAAAAAAUUUGUGCUAAAUUUUCAGGAGGUAAAUCGGGACGUUUUUCGGUUGCGAUUUCAAAAAAAUUCUGAUUUUUAAAAAAUGAAUUUCCUGAAAAAUUUUGGCUGGGAAAAUUCAGCAGUACUCGAUAUCAGGAAAUGAAACAUGCGCUGAAACUGGAGCUUUACCUCUUUUAUCUAAACCUGUUCUCUCACCUUUGGCCACGCCUCCUACUCGCCCGAGCCCGGCUUCGUGAUGCAGCAAUUCUUUUUUUUCUAACAGAUAACUAUGUCUGUGUUUGUGUGUGUGUGUGUGUGGGGGGGGGGGGGGGGGGGGGGGGGUGUUGCUGUAUAAACAUCAGCAUUGUUAGCUUGGUAGCUGCCGGAAAGAAAAAAGAAAAAAAAAGACACUACAUUUUUUGACGGAUUGGACAGCAUGUGAUUUGACUUUUUUUUGGCUGAACUUUGAGCUGUGAUGAUAAAUGAUAGUGAAAGUGAUUUAAAAAAAUUUACAUUAACAUUGGACUUACUGUUUAGCCGACUGUUUAGCUGUUGGCAGUUGUAGGUCUGUAGUUAAAGUUGUGUGUCUGCAUUACAAACACCUUUAAAGUCGCAGCGCUUGAGCUUUAGCUGUGUAUAGAUGAAUCCUUACAAGAAAUCCAACUAGAAGAUAUUCCAAGCGGUGGAAUUUAUAUAUGAUGGUUAUAUAUUUAUAGUGUUUAUGUCGCAGCUUUGAUGUGAGCACGUUCGAUUUCUAACAUAUUUUGAUUUAGUUCUGUGUUUAUUAUUAUUAUUAUUAUUAUUAUUAUUAUUAUUAUUAUUAUUAUUAUUAUUUGUUUCUGGGGAUGAAGAAGUAUAAAAAGUUGGCAAAAGAAAAAUCGCUGAAAGUCAGCAAGGAGAAUUUUUUUUCGUAGUUGUAAGGAAAAAGCUCACGGUUUGUUCAUGCGUAUGGAGAAACGUACGCUCGUUAAGAACGCCCACUAGUGGAAAAAUAAAUAGAUAAAUAAAUAAUUAAUUAAAACUCCGCCUCCUGAAGCAAACAGGAAACGAUUAUUUUUACAUUUAAGGUUAAAUUUCUAAAAUUGAAAUCCUGAUUUAGAAAAUUCUCUUUUAAUCAAACAAAUUGUUUUUAGUUAGAAACUGUGUAAAAAUGGUUGAAUUCAAUGAGAGUAAAUAGCUUUGAGUUUUGUGUGUAAAAAAUUAAUAAUAAUAAUAAUAAUAAUAAUAAUAAUAAUAAUAAUUUAAAAAAACAGUUUUGGAUGAGAAUCUGUCUAUUAGAUGUACCGAAAUCACAUCAGAUGUUCACCUGGAAUUAAAAAAGCUUUAUAAAUUUAUAAAGUUUUGCUGUAGCAGAAAAACAAGAUACUAAAUCUUUUUUUUUUUUAUUGAGGUUGGAGAUGAUUUCAUCUGCAGAAAGAAUAAAAAAAAAAUAGGAAAAGAGAGACACGAUGUGUGUAAGUGUGACGGAUGGAACGAAGGAUGGAAUAGACGAGACGGGAACCUGGAAGUCGAUUUGUACUGAUACGAUGUACGGGAUUAGAUGAUCGGACAUGAGGAUUUAAGUACCGGAUAUUCUAAUAAUCUAUUGAGAAUGAUAUAUCUUGAUAAGGGCUCUGAACUCAUCCCUGUGAUGUUUCUCUUCUGAUUUAUUUUGUUAGGAUUUGUUUAUUUGGUCUGCCUCGUGUCGAAUCGGGUGACGGUUGAAGAUUGUAAAGUUUUAAUGCUUUAAAUGAAAAUAAAAACGAUGAGGGGGAAAAAA
Messenger RNA from Tachysurus fulvidraco (yellow catfish), 4099 nucleotides. It is a transcript of the gene nfkbib, whose product is annotated as nuclear factor of kappa light polypeptide gene enhancer in B-cells inhibitor, beta. Gene Ontology annotation, biological process: signal transduction; cellular response to lipopolysaccharide. The record is from RefSeq and is a predicted model, not a curated record. Bases 255 to 1445 code for a protein of 396 amino acids. Gene Ontology annotation, molecular function: protein binding. Lineage: Eukaryota; Metazoa; Chordata; Actinopteri; Siluriformes; Bagridae. The transcript is spliced from 6 exons. Gene Ontology annotation, cellular component: cytosol.